Cucurbita maxima (winter squash) is the source of this 1568-nucleotide messenger RNA. RefSeq lists its product as uncharacterized. The coding region runs from base 234 to 1385 and encodes 383 amino acids. NCBI's taxonomy places the organism in Eukaryota, Viridiplantae, Streptophyta, Magnoliopsida, Cucurbitales, Cucurbitaceae. The transcript has 9 exons. The record is from RefSeq and is a predicted model, not a curated record.
CCAAAAGUAUUAAAGUGGGCUGAGGGCUCAACUCUCCGCCUCCGUCGACCGGUCGCCGCCAGUGAAACUCGUUUUUUCUCAGAGUCGGUCCGUGAAGAAACACCGUCGUUAGGCAACGUUUUAUUUCACUGGCGCGCCAUACCUAAACCACCUCUUCUCUCCCUCGCGGUCUUGUCUCGUCUUCCUUCUCUCCACCUAGGUUUUGAUUGUAAUUUCAAAAUUCUAGAGGUUCCAUGGCCUCUUCUGAAGCUGAGAACCGUCAGGAGAAGUUGGCAUCCAUGCUUGACCAGCUCUGUUUAGAAAGUGGCAUUCUACAUAAAAUGAUUUAUAAGAACAAGAACCAGCAUCGCCGUAGUUUCUAUUUCCGAUAUCUUUUACAGGUAAGGAGAGAUUUAAGACUUCUACAAGCUGCCAAGUUAAAGGAGUUGAUAAGUUCCUGCUUUCAAGUUAUUGACGGAAAGAAACCUAAGCAAAAGAUUCAUUUUUUAGAAAGUUUGAAACGGAGGAAAUGUGAAGUUGGGAAAUAUAAUUUCAUGGAACAGCUUCUGGGGGCUUCACGCCUACUAUCAGAGAUGGUGGAGCCAAUUUUUAAGGCAGCAACUGAGAUAUCUAUCUUGCUUGCUCGAACAUUUUUCACAGGGUUUUGCUUUAUAAUUUUGGCAUUACUGGCACGUAUUUGGGUGUUGGUUCAACAAAUAUUACUCGAUGUUGUUUCAAUAUUCAACAUGGUUGCGUCUAUCUCCAAAAAAAAGCAUGUAGUUACAAUAAACCAGGAAGGAAUUCAGGUCUUUAGAGAGUUUUACCCUACAAAUGAUGAAUUUGUCCUCUUAGAGUGUGUUUGGAAAGAAGGCAAAUUUAUAUUGCAAGAAAACAAACAAGAAGUUGCGACUAACAAUCAGGAAGAACAUAUUGGGCCAAAUGUUUCUUCGGCCGCAUCAACUGUGCGGUAUCAGAGUCUUGAAUCUUUUCUUGGAGAUGAUGAACCUGCUACCAAGCAGGCAGAGGCAAAUCAAAGUAACGAGAAAGGUGUUGAUCUAAUGAAAAUGAGUAAGAAUGAUUUGCUCGCAAGCCCCUCCGAAAGAGUUAACGAAAUUUCUGUCAAAGAUAUUACAGAAACAAAAGACAGUUCAAUCAGUCCCGCAGCGACCUCGAGCCAGACAUUCAUGCCUCGAGGAGGUAGUUCUCUUGUAAAUUCAAGCCCCUCCUUGGUUGGUGCAAAAAAACUGCAUUCGAAGAGGCCAGCAUUUGUUUCAAUUAAACCUCCCAACCCGAUUACAACUAGUGCAGUGGGAAUUCAGUUCAACGAAACCAAAGCUGAUAGUGUGGAGGAGGAUCCAUUUUUCGCUUUUCUCACCGGUGGGAAACCCAAAAGCAGUCUAUUUUAGCAGUAGAGAGAAUUCUAGUAAGCAGUCGUAUGUUUUUAUUAGAAAGUGCAUAAAUGCAUUGUUUAUGAAAUAUCAUCCAAUAGUAUUUAUUCAUAAAUUUUGAGAGCAGUGCUGUACAAUCAUGUAUGAUUAUAGGUAGAUAGAUAGGUAAAAUCAAGUUUAAUUCUUGGAGUUUAGGCUUAA